Messenger RNA from Solanum tuberosum (potato), 1197 nucleotides. RefSeq names its product probable F-box protein At1g65740. Lineage: Eukaryota; Viridiplantae; Streptophyta; Magnoliopsida; Solanales; Solanaceae. The transcript has a single exon. The coding region runs from base 1 to 1197 and encodes 398 amino acids. Gene Ontology annotation, molecular function: protein binding. The record is from RefSeq and is a predicted model, not a curated record.
AUGGCGCAAGAGUUGGCUGAUUGGUCGGAACUUCAGUAUGAUCUGCUUGUUCUAAUUGCUAGGCGUUUGAAUCUGAUUGAAGACUACCUAAAUUUUGGCACUGUCUGCAAAUCCUGGCACUCUGUGCCCACCAAGAACAAUUUUAACAAUUACCUAUCUAGAGCUCCUUGGUUGAUGCUAGCGGAUGAUGACGGAAAUUCCAUUCGGAAAUUCUUCAGCCUCUAUAAUGGCAUGAUUUUGAACAAGAGGAUUCCCAAAGCCAGCAGAAAACGGUGUAUGGAGUCUAUGGGUUGGCUUAUCAUGGUAGGAGAAGAUGAAGGUGAAAUUAGUAUGCUACAUCCCUUCUCUGGUGUUCAAAUUGAAUUGCCCCAUCAAAAUACCACCGUAGAUUACCACAAUCAUCGGACUGGCUGGAAGAUGGGCUUUAUUUUCAAGGCAGUUUUGUCCGCUAAUCCUUCUCAUACAUCCGACUACCUUCUCAUGGUCAUUGAAGGAAACGCGAGGUUCCUAAGUUUCUGGAGACCUGGAGAUAUUAGAUGGACUAGAGUUACAUUGCAAGCAACCAAUCGCAUGCGUACUGCUUUUUUUGAUUUGAUAUAUUUUAAUGGCCAAAUUUAUGCCGUGGAUUAUUCGGGUGAUCUCCUAGCUUGUGAUGUUGUUGGCCCUCAACCCACUAAAUAUCAUAUCGUAGCGCAGAUACCAUUUCAACCUCAAGAUCGUCGAGAACAGUUAUACAUUGUAGAAUCACUAGGAUCAUUAUUUGUAAUUUUGCGAUAUGGUGUUCAAUUAAGGUUACCCAAAGAUGAUUGUGACAGGAUACCAUUAACGUUCAUCCCAAUAGCAUAUGAGAGAGGAAUACAAGAUGAUGAGUACACAUAUGGAACAAAUAAUUUUCGAGUUUUCCAAGUCGAUUUAGCUGCUGGCAAAAUGGCGGAAACCAGGGAAUUAGGGGACACGGCUUUUUUUCUAGGUGCUAAUACUUCUCUCUCAGUCCAAGCUUCUCAAUAUCCAGGAAUCAAGCCCAAUCAUAUUUAUUUCACUGACGAUUAUUUUAUAACAUACCUAGCCUAUGAAGAAGGAGGAGGGUUGGACAUGGGGGUGUUCAACUUAGCAGAUGGCAGCAUCCAGCCGCAUUACAACGGUGUUUCCCUCAGUCGUUUUUGUCCUCCAACUUGGAUAACACCAACUCUGUAUUGA